Arabis nemorensis is the source of this 840-nucleotide messenger RNA. NCBI's taxonomy places the organism in Eukaryota, Viridiplantae, Streptophyta, Magnoliopsida, Brassicales, Brassicaceae. The record is from the annotation of a GenBank genome assembly.
AUGUACUCUGUUUCGAGCUCGAAGCUACUGAUAUUUGGUGUUAAGAGUGUGAGUGAUGGAAGCAAUUGUGGAGAUGAUGAUGACUCUAUAGUUGUGAAGCUGAUCAGGUGUAGUGUGAUUGAAUGUUGUAAACCGGUUUGGUCGAUUGGAAUUUUCUCGGGUUUGUUGAUUUUAGGAGAAGAUGAUGGAGUUAGGGUUAUAAAUUUGAGGGAGAUAGUGAAAGGGAAACUGAAGAAAGGGAAGAAAGAAGUUGGGAAGAAGAAGGAUAAUCCUGUUCUUGUGAACAAAGGGUUGUUAAGUAAACAGAGACAAGAAUCUUCUGAAACAAGAAUGUGCUUUGUCUCGUUUCAGAAAACUUCUGCUACCGUUGAUGCUGAUCUGAAAUCAGAAGCAUGUCUGGUUAGGGCGGUAUCGAUCCAAGCUUUGUCCAUUAAAAGGUUCUUGAUCUUGGACUCUGCCGGAUAUAUACAUGUGUUGCAUGUCUCUGGUCGUCAUCCUCUCGGAUCAAACUUUGCUUGUCAUAUGCAGCAGUUGCCUCGCUUUAUGGAUGUCCAGAAAUUUGCCCUUCUUCCUGAAAUCUCUAUUGGAACGAAAAGCGUUUGGAUUUCAGACGGAGAUUAUUCUGUGCAUAGGGUGACGAUUUCCGAUGAUGAAACUACUAUUAGAGAGAAAGACGAUGAUAAUAUGACAAGGGACGAAACCCUUAUACAAGCUUUGGAUUUUGGUGCAGUAACGCAUACAGUUUUCUCGCCAGAAAAGAUUCAGGAUCUUGUUCCUCUUGGUGGAAACGGUGUUCUUAUUCUCGGGAUAAGAAGUUUAUACGCAUAUGCGAUCUCCUGA